Alligator sinensis (Chinese alligator) is the source of this 3529-nucleotide messenger RNA. RefSeq names its product stromal antigen 3 (gene STAG3). Bases 100 to 3405 code for a protein of 1101 amino acids. NCBI's taxonomy places the organism in Eukaryota, Metazoa, Chordata, Crocodylia, Alligatoridae. Gene Ontology annotation, cellular component: chromatin; cohesin complex; nucleus. The transcript is spliced from 31 exons. Gene Ontology annotation, molecular function: chromatin binding. Gene Ontology annotation, biological process: sister chromatid cohesion. The record is from RefSeq and is a predicted model, not a curated record.
CCCACCCGGGCUUGCGCCUCCAGCUCCAGCUCCCGCUCCCCGUCUGCGUGGGGCGCCGGGAGCAGCUCCAGCCCCGCCACGGAGCAGGGUGACGCAGAGAUGGACCUGAGCGGCCUGGCCCCAAGCAGUGAGGAGGGCAGCUCCAGCCCCGACUCGGGCAGUGACUUCGAGGUAAUGCUGUGGAAAAGCAGCAAGCGGGUGGCCAGGACCCCCCCGAGCCAAGGCCAGGUGGCCAAGCGACCCCGAAGAAGAGCCGGCAGCCAGCUGCCAGCCAGGGACACAUCGCCUGCCCGCAGUCCUGAGCCCAACCAGCUCUUUGAGGCAGUGAGGUCUGGAAAGACUGCGUUGGAGGUCGUGGUUGAUGAGUGGCUGGAGACCUACAAGCAGGACCGCGAGACCGGCUUCCUGGAGCUGGCCAACUUUUUCAUACGUGCCUGCGGCUGUAAAGGUGUGGUGACCUCUGAGAUGUUCAGGAAGCUGCAGAACUCAGAGAUCAUCCAGCAGCUGACGGAGCAGUUUGCUGAGGACUCGGCCGAGUACCCACUGGCACUGAGUACACAGCCCUGGCGCCGAUUCCGAGAAGGCCUCUGUGAGCUGGUGGCGACACUGGUGCGGCGCUGCCAGUAUAGUGUCCUCUACGAUGAGUUUCUGGCCGAUACCCUUGUCUCCUUGCUCACUGGCCUCUCCGACUCCCAGGUGCGGGCUUUCCGCCACACCAGCACCCUGGCAGCCAUGAAGCUGAUGACGGCUCUGGUGAACGUGGCUCUGGGCGUGAGCCUGCACGAGGAGAACAACCAGCGGCAAUACGACGCUGAACAGGGCAAGGGGCCUGGCUGCCGGGCCGCCAACAGGCUGGAGACCCUGCUGGAGCAGCGCAAGCAGCUCCAAGAGCAGCAGGAGGAGAUCGAGAACAUGAUGAACGCCAUCUUCAAAGGGGUCUUUGUGCAUCGGUACCGGGAUGUGGUGCCUGAGAUCCGGUCCAUCUGCAUGGAGGAGAUGGGGAAGUGGAUGCAGAGCUACAGCACCUCCUUCCUGACGGACGGCUACCUCAAGUACAUUGGCUGGACUCUGCAUGACAAGCAGCGGGACGUGCGUCUCACCUGCCUCAAGGCCCUGCAGGGGUUGUACAGCAGCCAGGACACAGCUGUGCGCAUGGAACUCUUCACCAGCCGCUUCAAGGCCCGCAUGGUGUCCAUGGUGCUGGACAAGGAGCCCGAUGUGGCUGUGGAGGCUGUCAAGCUGUUGACCCUGAUCCUGCAGAACAUGGAGGACGUGUUGACGGAGGAGGACUGCCAGGGCAUCUACCCUGUGGUGUUCGCCUCUCACCGGGCGCUGGCCGCUGCUGCCGGGGAGUUCCUGUACAGGAAGCUGCUGGACCCCAAAGGUGAAGCCAGGCAGGAGAGACUCCAGCGUGGGGAGACGAGGGCCUUCUUCCACCUGCUGCUGGCCUUCUUCAUUGAGAGUGAGCUCCACGAGCAUGCAACCUACCUGGUGGACAGCCUGUGGGACUGCGCUGCAGCCCUGCUCAAGGACUGGGAGGCCAUGGCCGUGCUGCUACUGGAGGAGUCUUCGGAUGAGGCAUGGGAGCGAAAGGCCCAAGCCAGUGAACGCCACCUGGAGCUGCUGCUGGGGCAGCUGCAGGAGGCAGUGGAGAAGCACUCGGGCCGCGAGGUGCUGGAGGCUGCGUCGCGGGCGCUGCACGUGCUGUGUGACCCCGAGCUCCCCUUCCAUGGCCGUGUUGACUAUGCCCGCAGCCGCCUUGUAGACCAGCUCACUGACAAGUUCCAGCAGGAGCUGCCCGAGCUACUCCAGGCCUCCUUCCUCGAUGAGGACGAGGUGUACAGCAUGGCUGCCACCCUCAAGCGCAUCUCCAUCUUCCACAAUGCCCAUGACCUGACACCCUGGAAGCUGUUUGAGCCCUGCCACCAGAUCGUGCAGCGAGCUGUGGAUACUGGCGAGAUCCCCACGCAGGUGCUCAUCCCAGCCAUGACCUGCCUGCACUUCUACGUGCUCUGGGAGCUGGCUCACAUCUCUGCUGGUGCCUUCAUGCAGGAGCAUGUGCUGGAGCUGAAGCGCAAGGUGGACGCCCUCUGCUCCCUCUGCCAGAGCUGCCUGACAGACCUUGACCCCAGUGUCCAGGAGCAGGCCUAUGUGUUGCUGAGUGACCACCUGCUGAUGUUCGGGCCCCAGCUGGCGCAGAGAGGGCGGGAGGCACUGAGCAGCCUGGUACUGCGGCCUGAUGCCGGCCUGCAGGCCCAGCUGGCUGGCUUCCUCAUGGAUCAUGUCUUCAACCACGCUGAGCCCAUGGAUGCUGAUCAGGACGACAGUGAGGGGAGAAUUGAAGCACUGCAUCAGCGGCGCCGGCUGUUGGCGGGCUUCUGCAAGCUGGUUGUCUACAACGUGGUGGAGCUGAGUGCUGCCUCUGACGUCUUCAAGCACUAUGUCAAGUGCUAUGAUGACUACGGGGACAUCAUCAAGGAGACACUGAACCAGGCCCGGCAGAUUGACCGGGCCGAGUGGGGCCGUACCCUGCUCCUCAGCCUCAAGCAGCUGCUGACAGAGCUGCUGCUGCAGCAUGGCCGCGGUGCCCGCCUGAGUAAGUCCUUUGCGGAGAUCCGGGACCUGGCACGGCGCUUUGCCCUGCUCUUUGGUCCGCACCAAGCACGGAACCGCCCUGUGCUUGUGGCGCUGCACAGGGAGGGGAUCAAGUUUGCCUUGCAGUCACCCAGCUCCGAGCUGCUGGCUCCCCUGCAGCUGCCCUUCCUGGAGGUGCUCAGUGAGUUCUCACCCCGCCUGCUGCGCCCUGACAAGAAGCUGAUCCUGGCCUACCUGGAGCAGAGCUGCCAGGCCGUGUUGUCCCCAGAGCAGCAGCAGGAGGUCUGGACCCCGCUGCUGACUUACCGCAACUCCCUGCGGCUCCACAACCCUGCCCGCUCCCAGGCCCAGCGCAGACCUGGCUCCGCCACCAAGAGGCGGCAUGCAGAUGAGUCAUCUGGGCACAGUGAUUCCAGCCUGCAGCUCAGCAGCCGCCUGGCAACGCCAACGCUCACAUCCACUGUGGUGAAGGGGGCCCGUGGGAUGUCCCAGCCCCUUCCUGAGGACAAGGGCUCUGAGUCAGACUUUGUGGAGAGCCAGCACUCGAAGAGCUCCCACCUGGCCCACAGAUCUGCCAGCCGGCAGCAGCGUAUAACCCCCCAGAGGCUCCUGGGCUUUGGUCUGGGCAGCAACCUGGACCGGCACAGCCUGAUGGAGGAGGAGGAGGAGGAGGAGGAGGAGGAGGUGGUGGUGAUCCAGGAGCAGAGCAGUGAAGAAGAGGACUCCUCCCAGGGCUUGGUCACGCGCUCCCGCAGCAAUCGUCUCCGUGACCUCUUCGAUUCCUCCAUCCUUGGCCUGGAGGAACUCUGAGGCGGCUGGACCGCUGGCCUGCCCCAUCCCCCUGCACCCCCGCAGACAGCACAUGGUCAUGGUUGAGUUCAAGGUUUAUUGGAGUUUUCCUGGCAGCCCCGUUGGCGCUGGUUGGGCCUGGUGC